AUGGCCCAAAAGACUGCUCCACUUUGCGGCCAUUCUGCGGAAAAUUUUACGGGGCCUUAUAAUGACAUUUUGAGGCAUUACAAUAGGAAGACUACCCCAAGGUGCUUGAUGAAAAUUGAUCUAAAGAAAGCCUAUGAUAUGGUUAGAUGGGAAAUUAUUGAGGAAAUGCUUAAAGGCUAUGGAUUUCCUAUGCCAUUUAUACCCUUGAUCAUGGUGUGUGUUACAAAAACUACAUUUAUAGUAAAAGUGAAUGGUGGUGGAUUUGGCUAUUUUGAGGGGAAGAGAGGUCUUAGACAAGAAGACCCCAUGUUCCCAUUGUUGUUUGUUCUAGUCAUGGAGUACCUAACUAGAGUGCUGAACAAAAUGAGUGAUCUUCCAGACUUCCAGUUUCACCCUAUGUGUAAGAGUACUAAGCUUACUCAUCUCAUAUUUGCAGAUGACCUGAUGUUGUUUUGCAAAGGCAACUUCCAGUCCAUUCACGGGAUGAUGGAAGUUGUGAAUCACUUUAGUGAAGUCUCAGAAUCGGUGGCUAAUAUGGAAAAAUCUAAUAUUUUCCUAGCAGGGAUGGAUGAUGAAUUAAAGCAGAUAAUCUUGAGUAACACAGGUUUCUCAGUGUGUACAUUACCUAUGAGAUAUCUCGGGUUGCCUCUAACAUCAAAGAAGUGGAGUAAAGUCGAAUGCCAUCAACUAGUGGAGAAGAUUAUAAAGAAAAUUAAUUCUGGAUAUUCUAAACAGCUUUCUUAUGCUGGUAGACUGCAAGUUAUAAAUGUUGUUCUCUUUGCAGUAUAUAAUUUUUGGGGAGCUGUCUUUAUACUUCCACAACGUGUCAUCAAGGAAGUAAAUAGGAAAUGCAGGGAGUACCUAUGGGGUAGCACUGAAGGGCAUAGGAAAAUGGCACUGGUAGCUUGGGACUUAAUAUGUAGACCAAAGAAGUGUGGAGGUUUAAACAUCAAGGGAUGUAAACUAUGGAAUAUGGUAUCAGUGGAAAACUGUUAUGGCAACUAG
Molecule: messenger RNA, 1005 nt
Organism: Nicotiana tabacum (common tobacco)
Lineage: Eukaryota; Viridiplantae; Streptophyta; Magnoliopsida; Solanales; Solanaceae
Source: RefSeq, a predicted model, not a curated record